UCUUUUUUUCGUGAGCUUCCCAGUCGCUCAGGGGCAGCGCGCUCUCCUCCCUCUCCUAGCCCAGCCCAGCCCGCGUCCUCCCUGCCCUCGCUCCUCUCCUCCCUCCCACUUUCCAUUUCCCUCCGUUCCCUCCCUGGCAGGGCGUAAUUGAGUCCGAGGCAGGAUCAGGUUCCCCGCCUUCCAGUCCAAAGAUCCCGCCGAGGAAACCCCAGAGCACAGGAAAAGCCAACGUGGAGAGAGGGGAAGAAAGAAACCAGGGAGUCAUCGUUGCCGAGGCGGGAGAGCAGCCGCCGCCCAGGCAGGAGCAGCCCGGAGCCGCACCUGGACCGGCAGCCGCGGAUCUAACCCAACCUCCCCCGCGACAAAGGCAGCCGAGCACAGCGGGCGCGGACACCUGCGACUCAAAAUGCAGUCCCAGCAGUACCAGCAGCAGCGUCAAAAAUUUGUAGCUGCCUUCUUGGCAUUCAUUUUCCUUUUGGCCACUGUGGACACUGCCGAGGCAGGGAAGAAAGAAAAAGCAGAAAAAAAAGUGAAGAAGUCGGAGUGUGGGGAAUGGCAGUGGAGCGUGUGUGUGCCCACCAGUGGCGACUGUGGGCUGGGCACUCGGGAGGGCACCCGCACCGGAGCUGAGUGUAAACAAACCAUGAAGACCCAGAGAUGCAAGAUUCCUUGCAACUGGAAAAAGCAGUUCGGAGCGGAGUGCAAAUACCAGUUCCAGGCCUGGGGAGAAUGUGACCUGAAUACUGCCUUGAAGACUAGAACUGGGAGUCUGAAGCGAGCCCUCCACAAUGCUGACUGCCAGAAGACAGUGACCAUCUCCAAGCCCUGUGGCAAACUGACCAAGCCCAAGCCUCAAGAAUCUAAGAAGAAGAAAAAGGAAGGCAAGAAGCAGGAGAAGAUGCUGGAUUAAAAAAUGCCACCUUUUUGGGAACGUGACUAGGACAUCAGCAAACAGGAUCAGUUAACUAUUGCAUUUAUACCUACCGUAGGCUUUUAUUCAAAAUCAUGUAUAGCUUAAGUACACAAUAGGCAAAAACAAAGAGGAAAGAAAAUUUUUGUAGUAGCAUUUAAAAAAAUGUAUACCAUAGUACCACUAGGGGCUUGUAAUAAAGAACUGUAAUCCUAUUUAGAAAGUUGAAGUUGACUUGUAGUACAUGAUAAAUGAUAGACAAUGGAGGUAAGUUUUUUUUGAAGUUAUACAAUAUUUCACAUUUAAAUUCUUUUUUACGUUUUUUCUUUGGGCAGCAAUUUAAAUGUUGUGACCAUGUAAACUACUUCUCUUGUUAUGUUUUUUCAUCACCUAGAUUUUUUUCCAAUUGAGAAAAAUACAUACUAAAUGAAGCAGCAAUAAAAUAUAAUAACUCUGUUUGAGGGAAAUAUCUUGUCUUCUGCUGAGAGUGUUUUAAAAAUAGUCAUCCAAAUAAAUGCAGAAAAGCGGCAGAGCAACGUUGUAAUACAGAGUUGACUUUUUUAAAAAAGAAAAUCAUUAAAACAUGAAAUUCAUUUUAGCAGAAACAUCUAUUAUCUUGAUGAAAUUAUUUUUCCAUCUGAGAAAAAAAAUACUAGGAAAAAUAAAUCAAGGUGAUGCUGAAUAAAAGGUGCUUUUGUGUG
Molecule: messenger RNA, 1611 nt
Organism: Fukomys damarensis (Damara mole-rat)
Lineage: Eukaryota; Metazoa; Chordata; Mammalia; Rodentia; Bathyergidae
Gene: Ptn
Product: pleiotrophin
Exons: 5
Coding region: 407-910 (167 amino acids)
Molecular function (GO): growth factor activity
Source: RefSeq, a predicted model, not a curated record